Molecule: messenger RNA, 1305 nt
Organism: Adineta steineri
Lineage: Eukaryota; Metazoa; Rotifera; Eurotatoria; Adinetida; Adinetidae
Source: the annotation of a GenBank genome assembly
AUGGUAAAUUCAAAUGGAGCAAUAUCGACAUUAAAUUAUUUUUCAAUAAAUCAAACAUGUCAAUUAUUUUCUACAAAUGACAGUUCGAUUUUAAUUGCAUUUAAUCUAAAUUCUUCUUUGGUAUUUAUGAAUCAAUCAGCAAUUUCCAUAGCACUGAAUCAGAUCACAUCAACAUCACCUUCAUCAUCAUCAGCGUCAACAACAUCAUUGUCAUCAAGCACAUCAUCAACAUCAACAUCAACAUCAACAACAACAUCAUCAACAACAUCAUCAACAACAGCAGCACCAGGAUGGACAACUACAGGAAGUAUGAAUACCACACGAGAGUUUCACACAGCAACCAAAUUAGUAAAUGGACUAGUAUUAGUUGCUGGUGGAUAUAACAGCGUUGCUAGUAGUUAUCUGAAUAGUGCUGAAUUAUACAAUCCAUCAAUAGGUACUUGGUUUAUCAUAGCAAAAAUGAAUUUUGCACAAGGAUAUCACACAGCAUCCAUAUUAAUAAAUGGAUCAGUAUUAGUUGCUGGUGGAACCAGCGGUUCAGGUGCUUAUCUAAAUAUUGCUGAAUUGUACAAUCCAUCAACAAACAGUUGGGCAACAACAGGAAGCAUGAAUGUUGCACGACAAGGUCACACAGCAUCCACAUUAGCAAAUGGAAAAGUAUUAGUUGCUGGUGGAAUCAGCGGCUCAGGUAUUGAUCUAAGUAGUGCUGAAUUGUACGAUCCAUCAACAGGCACUUGGACAAUAACCUCAGGAAGCAUGAAUACUCCACGACAACUCCACACAGCAUCCACAUUAGCAAAUGGAAAAGUAUUAGUUGUUGGUGGAGAUAAGGGCGGUGGUGUUCUCAACAAUGCUGAAUUCUACGAUCCAUCAUCAGGCGCUUGGACAUCCGUAGGAAGCAUGAAUGUUGGACGAAAAUAUCACACAGCAUCCAUAUUAGCAAAUGGAAACGUAUUAGUUGCUGGAGGAACCAGCGAUAGUAGUAUUCUCAAUAGCGCUGAAUUGUACAAUCCAUCAACAAGCACUUGGACAAUCACAGGACCCAUGAAUACAGCACGAGAAUAUCACACAGCAUCCGCAUUAGCAAAUGGAUUAGUAUUAGUUGCUGGUGGAUACAACAGCAUUGUUGGUUAUCUGAAUAGUGCUGAAUUGUACAAUUCAUCAACAGGCAUUUGGACAACUACAGUAAACAUGAGUAUUGCACGACAAUAUCACACAGCAUCCAUAUUAACAAAUGGAAAAGUGUUAGUUACUGGUGGAGAGACCACUGGUGGUGUUUGUCUCAAUAGUGCUGAGCUUUAUUAG